AAGACAUUUCAUUUGUGGCCAGCCGAUUCGCAGCGAGCACCAAGUAUUAACCGCGAGGUUUUUGUUCCAACCGAAAAUGCCAGCGUUAAAACAAACUGGUACCAUGGAAGAAACCUCCGAUCCACCGGUUCUGCAGCCGGUGCCCAUGGCUGCCCCUCAGCCUGUGAGCGUGCACGCACCUGAUGACAUCAUACUGACAGGGUAGCUGGAGGAGAACGUGCCAGACGGGCCCUUGGCUGCAGGCCACCACUACCACCACCCUGCCCUUUCAUCCUCCUCUUCACUCCGACUGGCACAGGAUAGAGGGUGUAUGAGCGCCUGAGCGAGGGAACAUGGGAAAGAGGAAGACCAUGUUUCUCCUUCUUUCCUUCUCCCUCUUCAUCCUUCAUGUGACGGGCACUCCUCUGCUCUUCGGUCACUAUGGGAGGCGGGUCUGUGGCCGGGACCGUUGGGACAGUGUUGUUAUGGUAACGGAGUCCUACGUCCAGCCGGUGCACAAGCCUUACAUCACGGUGUGUCAGGAGCACCGCCUGUGCAGCACGUACAGGACUGUGUACUCGGUGGCGUACCGGCAGGUGAGCAAAGCAGUGCCUCCAGUGACCUCGUACCCAGAGUGCUGCCCGGGCUGGAGGAGGUCACACUCUCACAACUGCAACCAAGCUGUUUGUCAUCAACCCUGUGUGAAUGGAGGAACCUGCCAGAGACCAAACCACUGCACUUGUCCUGUCGGCUGGACAGGACACCGAUGUCAAACAGAUGUGGAUGAGUGCACCGAGCGGCGGCCGUGCACCCAGCAGUGUCUGAAUACAGCUGGAAGCUAUCGAUGCGCUUGCAGAGACGGCUUCAGGCUUGCCGGAGACGGCCGUUCUUGUCAAAGCCUUCCCUCUCCUGCCACCCCACCUCCGUUAACCACUGCCCCCAGCCAGAAACCAGUGGGUGGUCUCACUCAUGCAGGUGACGGGUUUGGCCCGAUGGAGAACGUGACUGAGGAGGUGCAGAGCCUGAGGAACAGAGUGGAGCUCCUGGAAAAGAAGCUACAGUUGGUCUUGGCCCCCUUCAGCAGCUUCUUCCCGCCGUCAUCAGACGAGGGUUUCUUAGAGAAAACCACCUUGCUGUCCCACUCUUUCCAGCAGCUGGACCGCAUCGACUCCCUGAGUGAGCAGAUCGGUUUUCUGGAGGAGCGCCUCGGCACAUGUUCCUGCCAUGAGAAUUAGCCACAAACGUGACCUCCCACAAUCAAGACAUCGCCUCUGCAGCCAACCACAGGAACCUGACAGAUUGUUCGCAACAGGUCGAAAACGGACGUUAAGAAAGCAUCAAUAGCAUCGUUUGUUAUAAAUCUGUACCGCUGUCAUCGCACAAGUCUUCUGCUGUGGUUUUUACAGGUCCCAGGUUUCUCCUUCCUUUUCAUGUUGAAUCACUGUCAAAACUUUAGAAUUUGUAACCAUACCUGCAGCAGGGUGAGCGCCACUCUUACAUCAUCCCUCAAACAUCUGAAAGAACCCCCACGGGGUCAAAGGUCAUGCCAGCCUCUUUUGUUACUGUUUGACAUUGGUGCAGCUGUGUCCUGUGUCCCUACACUGUCCAGCAGGGGGCAGCCAUGGACAUCUGUAUUUAUCUAUUUAAAUUAUGAUUGAUUACUUAUUUCUCAGCAUUCCAAACUUUUCUAUCACGUUUUCUUGUUAGUUUCAUAAUAAAACAUGUUUUCAAAAUCA
Molecule: messenger RNA, 1715 nt
Organism: Thalassophryne amazonica
Lineage: Eukaryota; Metazoa; Chordata; Actinopteri; Batrachoidiformes; Batrachoididae
Gene: egfl7
Product: EGF-like-domain, multiple 7
Exons: 9
Coding region: 333-1214 (293 amino acids)
Biological process (GO): anatomical structure development
Cellular component (GO): cell surface; extracellular region
Molecular function (GO): calcium ion binding; signaling receptor binding
Source: RefSeq, a predicted model, not a curated record